GGUAAAAAUUUGCGUAAAGAAGAAACGGGACAGUUUGCACGGCAGAGAGCAUUGCGUGUCUGCCGCGAACCGCCCGCCACGCCGGAUAGUCGCCUUUCUUCUCGUUUUUGUCGCGGCGGGAAUCGAUUGCAUAAAAUCAAUACUUACCGGGGCUGGAAUUAACGGCUGGCCACCGGGUGUGCUUUCCACCUAUUCUCGGGGAUUUCGAAGAAUCGCGCGAUUUCGUCAUCCACUUACGUGCAACACCGCGCUCAGCCGGGGGGUUGCGUAACUCGGCAAUGAAACUCGGCGAACUAUCUCGACGUUUUGAAAUUGCCUACACAUGCACGUUCGCGGGCGUAACCGGCCGGUUUUCCCAUACCCACGUACUAGCGCGCGCUAUACACGUCGCGUCCACGCGAAUUCACGCCACGCCAUGGAGCACGAAUUGUAAACAUCCGUCCAUGGUGCAUAAUAUUCACAUAAAAUUUGCGCAACGUUGCGCGGCCACCGUUGUAUAAAAUAGGAAUCCAUGGGAAGAUGCUUUCAGUAGUGCCGACCGAAGCCGUCCGAGAAGUGGAUUCAUUAUGAGUUACUAUUUUAUCCUCUCUCUAUUUGUGGUCGCCGUUUGCGACGCGGGCAUAAUAACGAACGUGGAUCACUCGCACCAUGCGGUUUAUCACGGUCUUGGCGCUACCAGCUAUCAAAACGUGCAGGUUGAAAAUCACGAUACUGUAGUGGUGCCCGCGAACUAUGGAGAUCCUGCGGAGCUUCAAGAGUCAUUGAAGCACCAUCAUGAGACAGUUAUUCCAAUCGUGGAGUCUCACAAUGACGUAGAUCAUAUCGUAUCUCAUUCUGCUCCAUAUGAAGAAUUCACCGUAGAUGACAUUAAACUCAAAUCCGACGACGUACUCGAGCAUUAUUUCGAUGACGAUCACGAUCAUUAUAGUCACCAUUUAUAAAAAAGUGAUUUAGAAAACGUUAUGUAUUUGAAUAAUUAAAAUAUAAUUUUUUCUGCGCGUUUAAUUUGGACAAUUAAUUCAAAAUUAAUUUAAAGUAAUUUAUUUUUUAGAUUUGAGUAUCUAAGAAGCUCUUUGGAUUGAUGAAAAUUAAUUAAAAUUAUGCGUUUUGUAGAAUACUUGUUUUGAUACCUUUUGUAGCAUAAUUUUUACCGCAUCGUAGUUUUGAUCAAUAUGUAGAGAUAUAUUCUUGUGAAAACGGUUACCCGAAAUAUAUGGAAAUAACAUGCAAACA
Solenopsis invicta (red fire ant) is the source of this 1233-nucleotide messenger RNA. RefSeq lists its product as uncharacterized. The record is from RefSeq and is a predicted model, not a curated record. The transcript has 3 exons. Lineage: Eukaryota; Metazoa; Arthropoda; Insecta; Hymenoptera; Formicidae. The coding region runs from base 567 to 941 and encodes 124 amino acids.